AUGACACUCCUCGUGCUAGUCUUCGUACUCCCCAAAACUCUGCGUUCAAAGACGCUCGCCGCUGCUUCCCUUCCUGCUUCUACUCCCGAGAAGCAACCAACCGGAAAUCUCAAACGCGUCUCAACUACACAGUCUGUUGCCGAGAAGUCCAAAUCUGUAGCCUCCCACCUCCGCCGCAUCUUCGUCGAUCCCUUCUCCAUCCUACUCUACCUCCGUUUCCUUCCUAUCGCCCUCACAGUGUACUACGCCUCCAUCACUUUCGCCUUCCUCUACUUUCUCAACAUCUCCAUCCAAAAGACAUUCUCAUCCGCUCCCUACAAUUAUUCCACCCUUGUCGUCGGCCUCCUUUAUAUCCCCAGCUCCGUCAGAUAUAUGCUCGCAUCUCUCUUGGGUGGAGUCUGGAUUGACCGCAUCAUGCACCGAGAAGCGCGAAAAGCCGGCCGCUACGACGACAAGGGCAAACUAAUCUUCCGCCCCGAAGACCGGAUGCGUGAAAACGCGUGGAUAGCAGCCUUUCUCUAG
Messenger RNA from Alternaria postmessia, 522 nucleotides. RefSeq lists its product as uncharacterized. NCBI's taxonomy places the organism in Eukaryota, Fungi, Ascomycota, Dothideomycetes, Pleosporales, Pleosporaceae. The coding region runs from base 1 to 522 and encodes 173 amino acids. Gene Ontology annotation, molecular function: polyamine transmembrane transporter activity. Gene Ontology annotation, biological process: transmembrane transport; intracellular polyamine homeostasis. The record is from RefSeq and is a predicted model, not a curated record. The transcript has a single exon.